CGAAACACUGUGUUUCCCAGUGGCAGCAUACAGCGGUCAUCCUUGUACUCAGUAUCCCACAGAGCCCAGGACAGUGGAUAGUCUGCACUGGUGCGUAGUCUGCUCCAGUGUGUAGCCCGAUCCAGUGUGUAGUCCGCUCCAGUGUGUAGCCCUAUCCAGUGCGUAGCCCGCUCCACGUGACCGGUCCUUUCACAGGUGGGGUGGGUCAGCGAUGGAGACGGACGACAAAUGGGCGAAGCCCGGCUGGAGGAUCGAGCAGAAGUACGGCAACAAAGUGCUGAUCGGAAACUGGGCAGAGGAGAGGCUACAGUUCACCCGAGAUUGCCGCGUGCCGACCAGCACGCACUGCGCAGACUACCGUCCGCAGUGGGACCACAGGCCCGACAUCUUCCUGAGGAGAGAAGCACUGCGCAGAGCUGAGGGCCUGCCUGCAAAACUUCUUCUCGACCACCACAACAUACCUCAUUCUCACUACCUGGUCUCUCACUACGAUGAGACUUACUGUCGACAGACUUCCUCUGCUCUGCCGACCCGGCGCUCCUGGCACCGUGACAAGCUGGCCUGGGUUCCAGAAAGAUCUGACCAUCCAGUUAAAGUUCCGCCGACUAACUUUGGCCUGGCGGAGUCACGGUGGGUUCACUCUGCGAAGCGGGCGGAGACUGCCGGUCACAUGGUCAGCGUGUACCGGUCCAUGUACCCCCGGUACCCAGACUCGGCCUUCAGCCCGCCCCGCAGCGCCCGCACCCCCCGCACGCUGUCCAGCCACCUGCACCCUACCAACAGAACCAACAAGGACCUGGGGCUGAAACGCAGGCCGCUGCUGCAGGUCCCCGACCACCCGGCCCGCCUCCUCCCUCCCGUCUGGGCCCCGCCGACGCGCGGAGCCCUUCCCGCUGACUCCGCGCGGUCUGCGCAGCUCCAGUGAGCCUCCACUGGGAACGCUUCCGCCUGGGGAUCGUUUAACUCAUUAGUUUAAUUCACUUAACGCUGAAGCACUGAAAAGCCAAUGAGACUGCAAAAAUACAUGUAUGCAUUAUGUAGGGCGCAUGGUGGUGCAGAGGGUAGCGCAGCAAGAUGGUCCUGGGUCCCAGUCCUGGCCCGGGGCCCUUCUGUGUGGAGUUUGCAUGUUCUCCCUGUGCCCGCAUGGGUUUCCUUCAGGCACUCUGGUUUCCUCCCACAGUCCAAAGACAUGCAGGUUAGGUUAAUUGGAGAGUCUAAAUUGCCCCAACGUAUUAGUGUGCGGGUGAAUGGUGUGUGGGCCCUGUGAUGGACUGCCAAAAUUGCCCAAUGCGUGCUGGGCAAGGCUCCAGCACCUCCAGCAACCCUGACCAGGAAUAAGCACACAUGGAUAAUGAAUGGAUGGAUGUAUUAUGUAUUCAGCAGUAUUCAUCCUUCAGUGCCUGGCUGAGAUGCACUUACAUACCAUACUUUACAUUCUUUACUUAAUAACAUGAUUGAUUGGUUGGUUUUGACCAUUUUCUAUGUCUGUCUUCCUAUGGUAUCACAAGAAGUAGGAGGGGAAUUUUACCCCGCUGGUUGAAUAACAGCCAAAUGACACUGUGUUUGCAGAGUAGCGCAGCUGACGUAGCAGCAGAGCAACAUGUAAGUGAAGACCUCCAGGAUGUCAACAGUGACCCGUGCGCACACACUUGGCUGGAACUGGAGCUGUUUAAGCACAAUUCUCAGCGGGUCUGUUUGACUCUGUCUCCAUUAGGUGUUUAAUUGCAGGGAAUCAAAGUGUUUAAUUACAGAGAAUCAAAGAUCCUUCUGUCUGACGGUCACCCAUCUGCACCGCUCGUCUCCUGCGGUCUCCCAUGCCCCGUCUGUCUCUCUCAUAGCCGUUUUCAACAAUUAAAUUGUUCCUCGAUGUAAAAAACAAAAGACUGCACUCCUAGAACCACAAGGUGGCACUAUGUCCAUGAUGCUGGUAUAUUCAAACUAGGAUUUCUUUUUUUUUGGUUCACUCCGUGUAUUUCAUUCCCCGAUUGAAAAACAGGAAAAUUUCUAAUUAAAAGGAGACAAAUCACCAAACUUUCCUUCCAUGCAUCUACAUCAAAUUAAUUCAGAGUAAACUUUAACAUGUAUUUCUGUGUACACUACAUUUUACUAGGUAGACAAAAUUAGCCAAAAGUGUAAGACAAACAGUUAAAACAGAGGAUUCUAAAUAUUUUAUAUUGCAUCAACAAAAACAUUGUGUACCUAAUAGUGUAAGGAUUCAUGUCACCAUUGUAUAUUGUAAAUAUAUUAAUAUAUACACACUAUACAGGUGCCAGGUCAAUAUUGCAUUUAAGUUUAUAUGACAACAUGUGUUGUCUUAGAUUUCUUAUAGGAACUGAAUGUAGGUGCAGAUUAUUAUUCAGUUCUGUCUGAACUGGCGCAAAUAUCUGCCAUGAAAAUUAAAAGUGGUUAUUUCCAAGCAGAAAAAUUCCUCCCCAUUUAUUAAAAAUGUCACAGAAUAGACUUGAAUUUAGUUUUAAACCAUAAUCAUGCACAAAACAAACCAGCAAAUACUGUAUAAUGUCUACUUAUGAACACAUAAUCAUGAUUAAAGGAUUGGUUUACAAGUUAA
This is a messenger RNA of Anguilla anguilla (European eel), 2569 nucleotides long. RefSeq names its product chromosome 13 C1orf158 homolog (gene cfap107). The record is from RefSeq and is a predicted model, not a curated record. The coding region runs from base 212 to 925 and encodes 237 amino acids. The transcript is spliced from 4 exons. Lineage: Eukaryota; Metazoa; Chordata; Actinopteri; Anguilliformes; Anguillidae.